AUGUCGAUCAAAAACUCCCUUAAAGCACAGAGAAAUGAUUGGAAACUUAAGAAUAGACCGAAACCCCCAAUUUUUGAUAAGCUUUAUUCGGAAUCAAAUGGGCUUUUAGCUGAUAUUCAAAGAUUUCUUCCUCAAUAUUCGAUUCUACUCGAGUAUUUAUUGCAAUUUUUUGAUGGAUUUUGGUACAAGUAUUUACCUAUAGUUGAUGGGAAUGAUAUUUUGCAAAUAUUUAAAAUGCAGUUCAAAGAAUCAGACGAUAAAAUGAAUAUAGAAAUAGUACUGCCGCAAAAUUCAGUUGAGUUUGCAAAUAUUGCGGUAAUAAUAACUAUCUUGAAAUACUCCGUAAAUUAA
Debaryomyces tyrocola is the source of this 351-nucleotide messenger RNA. Lineage: Eukaryota; Fungi; Ascomycota; Pichiomycetes; Serinales; Debaryomycetaceae. The record is from the annotation of a GenBank genome assembly.